This is a messenger RNA of Fonsecaea nubica, 954 nucleotides long. RefSeq lists its product as hypothetical. NCBI's taxonomy places the organism in Eukaryota, Fungi, Ascomycota, Eurotiomycetes, Chaetothyriales, Herpotrichiellaceae. The transcript has 4 exons. The record is from RefSeq and is a predicted model, not a curated record. Bases 1 to 954 code for a protein of 317 amino acids. Gene Ontology annotation, molecular function: oxidoreductase activity, acting on the CH-OH group of donors, NAD or NADP as acceptor.
AUGUCAGGGCUUCUCCGAGGAACUGCCUUUGUCACCGGUGCCGGCUCUGGCAUCGGACGCGCCACGGCCGUCUGCCUGGCUCAGCACGGCGUGUCGAAUCUCGCCCUGGGGGACGUGGACACGAAGAGGUUGGAGGAGACAAAGGCGGACCUUGUCGCCCAAGGGUUGGCCGUGCAGGUCAUAUUGAUCGAGCUUGAUGUGAGCAACGAGGAUGCAGUGAGAGAGGCCAUCGAGAAGACCGUGGCAGCGUUUGGACGCAUCGACUAUGCCGUCAACAACGCCGGCGUGGCUGGCCCGAUGGGCAGGGCCGAAAACGUCGCGUUUGCAGAGUGGCGGCGUCUUCUCGACGUCAAUCUGAACGGUGUCUGGCUCUGCCAGCGGGCGGAGAUUCAGGCGAUGCUGAAGCAGGAUCUUCGCGCAAUUGGUUCACGAAGACCAUACUCCCCUGGGGCAAGAGGGGUCAUUGUCAACGUCGCUUCGAUACUGGGCUUGAUGGGCGCGUCUGGCACAAGCCCCGUCACGGUGUACAGUGCGGCAAAGCACGCUGUCAUGGGUCUCACGAAGACGGUUGGUCUCGAUCAUGAUUCUAUAUCAUUUCUCCUAGUCCCCUUCCCAGAAGCAGUAUCAUCGCGGUUGGUUAUGCGUUUACCAUGUACUUAUGACCCGUCCGUGCUUCUAGGACGCACGCGUCUACGCGAGAGAAGGGAUCCGAAUCAACGCAAUCUGCCCAGGGUAAUUCAAACCAAGACUACCCUCACCCCGCCCUUUGCUAUUUCAUUCAUCGAAACCCCUCUACUCACCCCGACCCUGAACGACGCCGCUCGCAGGGAGCUCCUCAGGAGAAUCCCCGCCGACCGGCUGGGCGCGCCCGAGGAGAUUGGCAACUCGAUCGUCUACCUGAUGUCGUACUUGAGCAGUUUCAUGUACGGUCACGGCCUUGUCGUUGAUGGGUGA